CAAGAUGGCGGCGAGCGGCGUUCAGCGGGCCGCCGCUGCGGCCAGCACCGCGGUGAAACCCAUCUUCAGCCGGGACCUGAACGAGGCCAAACGCAGGGUGCGCGAACUCUACCGUGCCUGGUAUCGGGAGGUGCCGAACACUGUGCACUUAUUCCAGCUAGACAUCACUGUGAAACAGGGACGGGACAAAGUCCGAGAAAUGUUCACGAAGAAUGCCCAUGUCACAGACCCCAGGGUGGUUGAUCUUCUGGUCAUCAAGGGAAAGAUGGAACUGGAGGAAACGAUCAAGGUAUGGAAGCAGCGGACACAUGUUUUGCGGUUCUUCCAUGAAACAGAAGCACCACGGCCAAAAGAUUUCCUGUCGAAGUUCUAUGUUGGCCACGACCCAUGA
Orycteropus afer afer is the source of this 391-nucleotide messenger RNA. It is a transcript of the gene NDUFA6, whose product is annotated as NADH:ubiquinone oxidoreductase subunit A6. Gene Ontology annotation, biological process: response to oxidative stress. The record is from RefSeq and is a predicted model, not a curated record. Lineage: Eukaryota; Metazoa; Chordata; Mammalia; Tubulidentata; Orycteropodidae.